This is a messenger RNA of Protopolystoma xenopodis, 279 nucleotides long. NCBI's taxonomy places the organism in Eukaryota, Metazoa, Platyhelminthes, Monogenea, Polystomatidea, Polystomatidae. The record is from the annotation of a GenBank genome assembly.
AUGCUCAAUUUUGAUGACAAUCCUCUUCACUAUGGUGUAAUCGUGUGCAGUCUUGGUGUUAGAUAUCGCUCUUAUUGCUCCAAUGUGAUCAGGACCCUCUUAGUUAAUCCCACGAAGGAGCAAUCUGACAAUUAUGAAUAUUUGCACACGCUUUUUGAAUGGGCUAUUGGUGAAAUGAAACCCGGUAUCACCUUUUCUGAUUUUUUUCAUUCUGUGCUGUCUAAGGUCGAGAAGGAGAGGCCCGACCUUAGUGAUAAGUUGGUGAAGCCAUUUGGGUAA